UAUCAGCGCUGAGUCAAAGCGACUUGUAGGGCGUCAACCCUUCACGCGGCCCAGUCCAAUGCUCAGAGGGCCUCCUGAUCCUUUCACGCUAUAUGUUUACUCAUAUUGUCGUAUAUUAUACCAGAGGAAAUCAAAGCAAAGUCGGCUUUUCAUAUUCUGGCACCGCACGCCGUGCUUGUGGCGUCUCCUCCGCCCGACCGCUGCCAAGAAGUAUAGUGCAGGUAGGCCAGCUUGGACUAGACCUGAAGCGCAACAAAUUGUGCCCCGUUUCUCGUUGCACAGGUCGCCGCGCUACCACAGACACAGCGAUUGAGCUGUGUUCCUCUUCUUCCACCGUCGUGGGCCGUUUCCAGACCGAUAUUCGUCCUACUCUUCGCUAGGCUCCUCUAAAAUGAACCGCACGUCCCCAAACCUUGCGAUAUCGUCCUAUGACUUACCCAACGCGCAACGAACGCACCAGAAGCACCAGAAGCAUUCGUCGUUCCCUUUGGCCUCAAUGACUGAAGUUGGAUAUAUUGCAGAAUUAUAACACCCGACCCGUGCUACUGAUAACUCUAGAUAUGACCUUCGCAAACC
Stereum hirsutum FP-91666 SS1 is the source of this 576-nucleotide messenger RNA. RefSeq lists its product as uncharacterized. The record is from RefSeq and is a predicted model, not a curated record. NCBI's taxonomy places the organism in Eukaryota, Fungi, Basidiomycota, Agaricomycetes, Russulales, Stereaceae. The transcript is spliced from 2 exons. The coding region runs from base 93 to 380 and encodes 95 amino acids.